Molecule: messenger RNA, 6811 nt
Organism: Plutella xylostella (diamondback moth)
Lineage: Eukaryota; Metazoa; Arthropoda; Insecta; Lepidoptera; Plutellidae
Gene: cic
Product: Putative transcription factor capicua
Biological process (GO): regulation of transcription by RNA polymerase II
Cellular component (GO): nucleus
Molecular function (GO): RNA polymerase II transcription regulatory region sequence-specific DNA binding; DNA-binding transcription factor activity, RNA polymerase II-specific
Source: RefSeq, a predicted model, not a curated record
AUAUUUAUAUUUCUAUCUCUUUCGCACAUAUUGAGAAAUAAUGAAAUGAAUGGAGAAUGAGCGAAAUGGGAAUACGUUCGAGUGGAAAUUAUUGAAAGCUAUGGGCAAGACCAGUCGCCAUGUAGAAUUUUUUUGAUGUGGGUGUUGUGUCGUGAGUUGAGAUGUCAAAUGCUUCAUGAUGAUGAUUAUUUUCAAGUGGACGUUUUAGUUUUUGUGUAUAUCGUCAUCAUCUAUGCAGUGUAUGUGAACUUUAAAGUGCCAUCGUGUGUUGUGGACGGAUUCCUUUGUGCUCGAGGAGCUAGUCGCUGGCCGCAGAUAAACGCCUGGAGGGGGGCUGAAAAUACUACGAUAGCAUAGUAAUCAGUGUUUUACAACCUCGACAUCAUAAAAUACCACUUCUCGAGUGAGCGGAUGAGGCGGACUUCCAUUUUGUUAUGAGAUUUCCUUGUUUACACGAAGCGUUGUGCUCGCGACAAUGGCAAAAGACGGCAACAAUGUGUGAUUGGUAGCGGGCGGCGGUGAUGCAGCGAGCGGCCGCGGGCCUCGCCCCGCACCCCCCGCACACCCUCGCCUCGUCUCACCCCCGCGCACAUCCCUACACAGACAUUGAUGAACAGAUCCCCGCUUCGGUGAUAAGCAGCGUGGGCACCGUCAGCGUGUCUCAGUCGAGCGGCAUGGCCAACCCCACGCACCCCGGCCACGGCGGCGCCCAGCCCGGCCACGGCAGCGGCCACCCCGCCCACGGGAGCGCCCCGCCGCCGCCGCAGCCGCCGCCGCAGGCUCCCGUGCGCAAUCUACCCAAGAAGCGAAAAUUCGACCCGUCAGAACUAGAGGAGAUCGAACGCAACUGCAUCCCCGUCACCACAGCAGUGCCCAUGGACUUGCAGCAAUACCAUGUCCCGCUGAUGCAGUCGCCCCUCGUGCAGCACCCGUCCCCGUCUGUCGACGCUAAGCCCUACCUGCCUUACCCGACCAUAGACCUCUCAGAGUGGCGCGAACACAGGGUGUUGGCCAAACAUCGCGGCAUAUACAUCCCCGGCGUGAUCCGACAAGCGGAGGGCUGUAAAGUGUUAGUGGAGUUGGACGGGUUAGAAAGUGAACCGGUGGAGUACAGUGACGUGUUUGGUGUGAACAAGUUCGAUAUAAUAAGUGACGCGAGCCCUCAGCUGAGCCACCUGGCGGUGGGCUCGGGCUGUGUGGUGAGGACCGCGGACGUCAGCCGGGACAGCGUGCAAAAUGUCUUCCUGGAGGGCUUUGUGUUCGAAGUACUCAGCGCGCCCAUCAGGAUACGAGUUAGGGUGAGCGACGGCGACAUCUACAAGGAGACGGUGGAGGCGCGGCGCGCGGACAUCCGCCUGCUGCAGCCGCCCUGGGCCGACGAGCUGGAGGACGCGGGCGCGCCGCCGCCGCCCGCCCACGCGCGCCUCAAGCACGCGCCGCCCGCCCAGCUAUCCAACGAGCACUUCUACACCUCCUCCCCGAUAGCGGGCGCGGGCGCGGUGGCGGUGGGCGCGCUGUCCAACGGAUCCAUGGACGAGUUGCGGAAGCGAGCGUUUGAUGACUACGGAGAGAGCGAUGAUGACCUGCGCAGGGAGGACAUCAUGUUCCCUACUGACGCUUCUCAUAUCGAUUGCAGCAACAGCAAGCGCAGCAGCCUGCAGAGCCGCGGCAGCACGUCCAGCCUGCUGGAGCGGAGCCUCACGCCACGCUCGCAGCCGCCCACACCCAGAUCUCAAGCGGCGACCCCGCACAAGUACAAGAAGGGCGACGUGGUGUCCACGCCCACCGGCAUCCGCAAGAAGUUCAACGGCAAGCAGUGGCGCCGGCUGUGCAGCAAGGACGGCUGCUGCAAGGAGAGCCAGCGCCGCGGGUUCUGCUCGCGGCACCUGUCGCUGCGGGGCGCGCCGCGCGGGAGCCACACGCCGCUGCACCACGCCUCCGCCACCACGCCGCUGCAGAGAAGCAGCAGCAAGUCCCUGUCCUCAUCCGGCACGGGCGUAGAAGGAGACGAGACGUCACGAGAGUCGGACACGACGCCGCCGCACUACCGGGUCACCGGCCGCUUCGACCCGGACGAGACCGAGGCCGCCAACAUGCUCGUGUCCCUGGGCAGCUCCCGCUCGGGCAGCCCGGGCGCGUCCCCCCCCGAGGCGGCGGGCGCGUCCCCCCCCGCGCUGCGCAACAACGUGUUCGUGCCCAUCUCCUCGCCGCAGCCCGUGCCCAACACGCACCACCUCAUCAGGCCUGAGUUGGUGCGUCCGGGGCGCAUGAGUCCCGUCAGCAGCGUGGCCACCAGCGUCAUCCGGGUCUCUCCCGCGCCCACUUAUCACUAUCAGGUGGACAACCGUAACGGUGGCGGCAUCCAGUUCCAAUCGACCAAUCACAGCGUGCAAUCCAACGUCAUGAGCGUGCAAAACUCGCUCAACAUACAAACGUCGACACUCCAAGCCAGUCUCAACGCGCCGACCAGUCUCCACUCAAACAUGAGCCUCCCGUCUAGUCUCACACUGAACAGCAUCAACCAAUCACUGCAGACCAGCAUAGCCAACAGCAUACGGAACGCCAAAAUGGACGAGAUACCUCACAACCUAGUGGUACACCGCCCGAACGGGCUAGAAAACGAUUACCGUCCGCAGUUGCAUCUACGCAACGGUAACGACUACAGACGAGACACAGACAUGUCCCCUUUACACAUGAAUCACGAUAAUUUUUUACCCCGAAGAGCGGACUUCGAUGAAGAAGACCACUCGGUGCCGCAACGGGAGAACCUUCAAAGGUUAAUGGACACACGGCCUCAAGAGAUAAGUGAGAUGGUCGAGGCUCGUCUAGACGACAGUAACAGGAUAGUGAAGCCGGCGCCUCUGCAGGCGAGGUUUGUGUCGCUGGUGGACCCUGACUCCAAGGAUGUCAUGAAGAGGCCCACGUUCUACGUGAUACCACAGAAUAGCAUUGACAAGAAGAUUGUGCUCAUCAAGAAUGAGCCACAGGAGACUUUGCAGUUAUCUGUGCAGAUCCAGGAGAAGUCGCACCAGUUCGCUCACAACGCCGGACACGAGGGGAAUGACCACCGCCCACAUGAUAAUGGCGACCAUGUGAACAACAUAAACAGCAGUGCAGUGAUCGUCCGCCCCAGCCAACUGUUGCCGGUUCUGCCUUCGCCAACUAUUAUUGUAUCAACAACCGGCGUGUCCAACAACGUGUUUCCCUGGCAGUCUCUAGUACCCAUACUAGCGGGCGCGUCCCCGCCCCCCGCCCCGCCGUCCCCGCGCACCCCGCGCACCCCGCAGACCCCGCAUACGCCUCAUACCCCGCUCACGCCUCAUACGCCCGCGGAGAGGACGCAGGGGGGGAGUAAUGGCACUGACACAUCAGCCCCGAUGUGCGCCGAAGAAGACGACGACGUGUUCGAGAGCGAGGACGCGCCGCCGGCCGCCGACGCCGACGACAGCAACAAGCGCCGCACGCAGAGCCUGUCCGCGCUCCACCAGCCCGCCGACAAGAAGGAGCACCGUGUGCGGCGUCCAAUGAACGCGUUCAUGAUAUUCUCCAAACGCCACCGCCAGACCGUCCACCAGAGAUACCCCAACCAGGACAACCGGACCGUGAGCAAGAUCCUGGGCGAGUGGUGGUACGCACUGCCGCCCGGGGAGAAGCACCAGUACCACGAGCUGGCUAGCGAGGUGAAAGAAGCUCACUUCAAGGCUCACCCGGAGUGGAAAUGGUGUAAUAAGGACCGCAGAAAAUCAUCAUCCAGCAGCCGCGACCCUCCUGGUUCUAUGCCACAGAGUCCCCGUACCCCGCUAGACGGCGGCGCCACCGCGGCGGCCAUCAGCUGCGCGGACGGGGCCUCCUUCCACCGCGCCUCGCCAACAAGCGACGACGACCAGAUGGUCAUGCAGAUACCGCCGCACAUAGCCUCCGAGCAAUCCCAGUUGGACAUAGACCUCAAGUGCGGGGAGAAAGUAACAGACUCCGACUCGGAGAGCCAGGCGGAGCCGCGUGACUUCAACCCGGACCAGACGCGCCGGCCGAAGCCUAUCAAAGCCAGAGCGGGCUCGUCGGACAAUCUCCUCGGCGGCAUCACGGCUUCGAGUCCCGGCGGGUCCAAGGUGUUCCAGCCGACCGGCGGCGCCUUCAAGUCCACACACGCCGAUACUGGUGAAAACCACCGGCAAUGGACGGCGUUCACCUCCAUCAACAAGUCGGGCCACAACCAGGUGCCGCACUCGCCUCACUCGUCCAUCGCCCAGUCUCUGUCCACGACCCAGAGCCUCACCAACAGUGUGCAGGGCAUAUCGCUGAGUACACCCAACUUGAGCACUCAGGCGGCGUUGGAUAAUGCUAUUGCGUCGAUUAUGAACUCGCCCACUAUACCGCAGACUCAGGUGAUAUCGUCAGGCAGUCAGACGCAGCUAAGCCACAGUCAGCUCAGCUACAGCCAGAGUCAGGGGCUGAGUCAGCCGCAGACGCCCACGUCCACGGCGCUCAGUAACGCACUCAUCAGGAGCGUCACCCUUGUCAAGAGGACUGUGGAGAAUUCUAAUGGUCCGAUGCCGCUGACGCUGUCGCUCGUGUCGGACGCGUGCGGCAACCUGAUGAUCAAGACGAGCCAGGCGGACGACGCGCCGCUGCAGUACGUGCGCGUGCAGGGCGCCUACGUGCCGUGUCGGCCAGAAGUAGACAACAACAAGAACGUGGUGAACCAACAAGGCGGUCAGUCGGUUAUCGUGUCUCAAAGCAACAACACUACCACCAACAACACUACCACCAACAAGCCAGCGUCGUGGGACGCCCCCGCGGAGGAGGCGCGGCCGUUCCCGCUGGCGCCGACGCCCGCGCAGCUCGGCCGCGCGCCGCUGCAGAAACGACUUAGUAGAGGAGCGUCAACGGGCUCACAGAACAGCAACGACUGCGGCGGCGCGCGCUCGGACAGCGGCCCCCCCACCCCGCUGGAGGGGGACCCCCUCCCCUCGCCCAAGCCGGACCAGAAGAGCCUGUUCAAGCACCGCACUGAGGAUACUAGGGACAAAGUGCUAGAGACGGUGAACUUCUCCCAGAAGUUCACGAACCUGCCGCAGUUCAAGCCGGACGCGUACUCGCCCAGCGCCGUCGUCGUGCCCAAGAGCCCGCAGCUCUGCUUCCGCAAGAAGAUCAUGAAGGAAGAAGACACGCCAGUAGCGACACCGCUCAAAGAGCCGGAGCUGUGCCACGCGCCGGCCACGCCCAGCGCGUACGCCACGCCGCACACCACCACCAAGCUGGUGGGCAACACGUUCUUCGGACCCGACUUCAACAUCGACACCUUCCGAGUUUCAGAGUCCCUCGAGGACAUGUCCCCGCGCACGCCUGUCUCGGCGGGAGGCGCGCGGGGCGAGGCCGGCCACCGCCGCCUGCUGGAGCAGCGCCGGCAGCUCGUGCUCAAGCUGUUCCAGCAGCACGGCAUGUUUCCCACCACGCAGGCUACUACGGACUUUCAGACAAUGCACAUGGACGUGUUCCCGAACAAGACGUCCCUGCAGCUGAAGAUCCGCGAGGUGCGGCAGAAGCUGAUGGCGCAGUCCAACCUGACGCCGCACUCGGAACUCAACACGCCCACUAAUGUGAAUUCCCCGAUAGUGUCAAGCGCUCUGCAGCCGACGUCCACCGCCAGUUAGCGAUGCGGAUACACCGUCUUCAUCGUCGUGCAGGAGUAGACGCCAUAGACUAGACUGAGCGCACUCUACUCUAUGGUCAAUACAAAAUGGACGCCUUACUGUAACGGUUGAUGCUCGCAACAUUUCAAUAUUUUUUUUGAAAAAACUAUAUUUUUCAAUUACGCAAAUAAAUCAGCUGGUCUAAUAUUGUAAGCAGUGGUGAGCAUCAAUUGAUAUAGUAAAUGAGUCUUUUUAUCUACCCACAUGCAUGAUGUGAAGAAGUAUGGGUGAAAACAUAAUUAUGAUUGUGAGAUGUAAAUGUAAUCAUGGUGCAAAAGGAUGAUUGAAAUGCAUUUAAGUUUUCCAUGUGAAAUCGAGGGGCAAUGAUUGAGAUUGAACAUUAUAUUUAAACACUAAAAAACAAUUAAAAAUGAAAAUCGUAAAAAAAUACUAUCACAUUAAUUGGUGAAUGGGUUGAGUGUUGUGGAUAUGCCAAUAAAAAAUGCAUUAAAUUUCAAACUCUGAUGGGGUUGAAUGAAAUAGUAAAAAUCUGUCUUAUUGAGAAAAAAGUAGCGCAUUAAUCUUUAAUGUAGAUUAUGUAAUGUCAUGUAUGACUCGUAAAAAUCGUAAUGAGAUUUUUAAAGUAUAUUUCCCUAUUUUAUUUUCAACAUGGCAGAUAUCAUUCAUAUACAUGAUUUUAAUAAUUCCCCAACAUUUCAUGUAAGUAUAAGACUAGGUUGUCGGCGUGAUCUCAUUACAGUUCUAUUAAUAUGUGUGUAUUCGUAUUAAUAUUAUGUGUGUCCUACAUCAGUUGCAACGGUUAGCUAAACAUUAUUAAUUACUUAUAUUAUAGCUUUAUUUUAAUAAUUAAGUUACGUUAAGGUUACCUGUAAGUAAGCGAAACAUUGACUAGCACUUUCGAACUGAUAGAAACGAAAACGAAACCUCUUCGCGACGUUAGAAGGUCUUUUCAUUCUUGCAUUUUCUUAAAAACUCAGUGAUUUGCUGUAGCUGAUCGAAAAAAAACAUAUAUGUAGUUGUCCUAGGUGAGGACUGAACGAUUGACCGAGUGUUAGUUUCAGUUUGAUUUGGAAAUCAAUGUAAGAAUAUAAAACACUUUACGAACGACAUACGACUUCCACAAUUACAUACUUCACUCGAAUCGUAUACAGUGAGUA